This is a messenger RNA of Dicentrarchus labrax (European seabass), 2971 nucleotides long. RefSeq names its product stonustoxin subunit beta-like. The record is from RefSeq and is a predicted model, not a curated record. Gene Ontology annotation, molecular function: protein binding. Lineage: Eukaryota; Metazoa; Chordata; Actinopteri; Moronidae. The coding region runs from base 126 to 2231 and encodes 701 amino acids. The transcript has 4 exons.
GGAGUAUUUGAGAGGAUAUAAGUAAUCUCGCAGAUAUCAGAGAUGAUCAGACUGACAGCUCCAGUUGGAAGACAAGAAGACUUACACAACUCAACUGAUCUACACAACUUCACCAGGUUGUUGAAAUGGCCUCAGAUAACAUGAAAAUUGCAGCCCUGGGUCGACCUUUCACCCUAGGAAUGCUCUAUGAUGCUCGGAGAGAUCAACUGAUCCCAGGUGUGACAUUAUGGGAUAAAGAAACUCAUAAAGUAACCUCUCAGGAGGGCAGUACAUUUCACAUUUCUGCAUCAGACACCAUUGAAUCCAAGUCCUCUCUGCUGGAUAUUAACGCUUCUCUGAAGGCCAGUUUCAUGGGUGGACUGAUUGAAGUUGGAGGAUCUGCUGAAUAUCUGAAUGAUACGAAGAAAUACAAGAAUCAGAGCAGAGUGACAUUUCAGUACAACGCUACCACCACCUUCAAGCAGUUGUCAGUGACUCACCUUGAAUGCAAGGACCCCCAGCAGAUAGAUAUUAUUAAGAAGUCCUCAGCAACACAUGUAGUCACAGGCAUCCUUUAUGGGGCAAAUGCUUUCUUUGUGUUUGACAGUCAGAAGUUAGAUGUCAGCAGUGUUCAGAACAUCGAGGGUAGCAUGGAAGCUGUGAUAAAGAAAAUCCCCUCAUUCAAUAUUGAGGGAAAUGUUGACAUCAAGCUGACUGAUGAAGAAAAAGAGCUGACCAACAAAUUCUCCUGCAAAUUCUACGGAGACUUCAUUCUUGACAGCAACCCUGCAACAUUUGAACAAGCAGUGAAGACCUAUGCAGAACUCCCCAAGCUACUGGGAGAAGAGAGAGAGAAGGCUGUUCCUCUGAAGGUCUGGCUGAUGCCAUUGAAGAAUUUGCAUUCUGAAGCUGAUGAGCUUAAGAGUGGGAUCAGUGUUGGACUAGUGAGGAAGGCACAAGAUGCUCUUGAAGAUUUCAGGGAAAUACGAAUGAGAUACAACGAAUGUCUGGAUGACAGCGUGGUAGAGAAUCUUCCACAGAUUAAAGGAGGGUUAGACAGAUUCCGAAACUUGUGUGAAGACUAUGAAUCUAGCCUGAAGAAGACCAUGGCGAAGAAAUUUUCCCUCAUCCGUGAAGGUACAGAAGAUGAGAGUUUAACAAAACAACUCUUUGAAGACAGAGACAAGUCACCAUUCAGUAAAGAGAAACUAAAGAGCUGGCUGGAUCAUAAAGAGAAAGAGAUCAACAUCAUCAGGUCCUGUGUAGAAAGGAUGCAGGAAACAAAGAUCGUUCCAAAUCAAUUGAAGCUGGACAAAGAUGUUCGUGCUCCAGGUGUUGAGGAUGCUCUGUGCUUUGUUUUCACCUCCCUGGAGAGCGCUGACCCCUGGCUUGAUGCAAUGGCUGGCUACUUAAAAUCACCUAAAUUAGGAAGCAAUGAAGACCACUGGUGCUACUCAGAUGAGGUUUUCACCAAAAUGAGAAAAAAAGCCAAAGAUUUCCAUUAUCUUGCCAAAGCACUGAAGAACAACAGUCGGUUCUGUUUCCUUGUAGCAGCCAUUGAAAAUAAGAAAUACAGAGGAGCAACCAUCUACCAUUACAGGGACGGCAUUCUGAUCAGUGAGGAUUUUUCAAAGCCCGACCUCCCUCCUGUGGAGACUAUCACAGACAAAAGAGAUUUGAUCUGGUAUGCUUGUGAUGUCAACCUGGAUCCAAACACUGCUAACUACAACCUCACUCUGUCUGAGGGAAACAAAAAGGCAACAAGUGGACCAUCGCAGACAUACCCUGAUCACCCAGAGAGGUUUGAUAAACAUACUCAGGUUCUGGGCAAAGAGAGGUUAAAGGGGCGCCAUUACUGGGAGGUAGAGUGGAGUAAUGGUUGCCCUGAAUCUCUUCAUAUCGGUGUUGCAUACAAAGGAAUUGACAGAAAAUCAGGCGCUGCAGAGAGUAUUCUUGGAAAAAAUGCCAUGUCUUGGUCUCUUCACCAAUAUUCAGAUGAUUAUUAUUAUAAUAAUAAACACACACUUGAGCCAUGGCAUAAUGGUAAGUUGUGGGAAGUUUCUUUUCCCUCUGGCUGCAACAGAAUUGGGUUGUUUCUGGACUGGCCUGCUGGCACUCUGUCCUACUACAAUGUCUCUUCUCACACACUGACUCACCUCCACACCUUUGAAGCCAGAUUCAAUGAGCCUGUAUACCCCGGUUUCUAUGCUUACAACAAUGGCAAUUAUGUGUACGUGUGUCCAAUUGAAUAAGAGCAAUGACAAAUACUUCUAAGAUCUUGGUCUGUAGGGAUAUGGAUUUUCAUUUCAUGUUUAAAGAACAACUUAACACCCCAGUUUAGCUCGAACACAUUUUAAAACUUCAAAAAUGCAUUCAAACCCAGAUGGACCAAGACCACUGAUUCUAAUGAAGUGACUGUACAUGUAACUUCUAUGUAUUAGUUCAUGAUGAUUCUAAGCACAGCCUUCUUCUCAAAAUGUUCUUCACAGCUUCAUAAUCAGUUUGCAUUGCUUGAUUCAUCAAUAAUGUUUUUUUUUAAUUGUAACUUUCUAUUCUAAUACCUAAACAUAUGUAUACUGAUACACAAGUUUUCUUUCUUUCUUAAGAGCAGAAUGUUGAAAAAGAUACUCACAAUAAUGGUAUAAUAUUGAUAUUGCUUUAGUUGAAUGUGAGAUGUUGGUUAUAUUGGGACAUAAGGUAGUUAAAGUGCAAAUAUUUUAACUUAGCAUUUGUUUCUUUUCUUUUUGUUCAGCUCAGCCUAAAAAUAUAUCAUAUGUAACCUUAAAGAAUAUAAAAGGAAUCAUUUUGUCACAUGUGUGUCUUAAACAUGACCUGGGGUUAAAUUAAUGGCUUUACCACUCUGAGGAGGGAAUCACUUUGUUAGAUGUUAAGUACACUGCUGAUGUUUGUAGAGCUGAAGCAAUGUCAGAUUCCUGUGAAACCUGUUGGAAAUGUUGAGCAGAAUAUUCAAUAAAGUAGAGAGCUGAGUUUA